This is a messenger RNA of Pyrus x bretschneideri (Chinese white pear), 1595 nucleotides long. RefSeq names its product putative F-box/LRR-repeat protein At3g44090. The record is from RefSeq and is a predicted model, not a curated record. Lineage: Eukaryota; Viridiplantae; Streptophyta; Magnoliopsida; Rosales; Rosaceae. Gene Ontology annotation, molecular function: protein binding.
AUGUGCCAUUAUGCAAACAAACAGCGCUCAGAGCAUGAGUUCAAAGUGGGAGAUUGGGUUUUUCUCCGCUUACAACCCUACCGCCAAUCCUUUGUCCAUCACACCAAUCCCAAACUGGCACCCCGAUUCUACGGGCCUUUCAAGGUCCUCGCUCGCGUAGGGAAGGUUGCAUACACCUUGGACCUGCCUCUUGGUUCCCGUAUCCACCCUACGUUUCAUGUCUCGCUUCUAAAGCCAAAACUCGCCUUCAACGUGGCUGUGUCUACCGUGCUUCCACCUCUGUCAGAUGCGGGGCUAGUGACCUGGACACCGAAGAAGUUUCUGACAUCAAAGCAUACUUUCCCCAAAAGUUUUAUGCUGUACAAUCUGAACCACUUAGAGCUACGAACAGGGUUUACCCAAUAUGAUCUCGUUGGCAUGGCUGCAUUGCUUAAAAUCUCUCCCAAUCUCGAGACAAUGGUUCUGGAUUACCUUUGCAAGUUUAGCGAAGAUGAGAGUCUACCAGGAGAGUUGUUAGAUAAACCAGUUGAGUUCAGCAUGCCACGUCUCAAGCAAGUUACAUUGAAAAACCUGAACGAUCUGCCGGAGGACCUCCUCCUCCACAUCCUCACCUUCCUCCCCACAUUGAACUCCGUUCAAACCUCCCUCAUCUCCCACAAAUGGCUGCCCCUCUGGUCCCGCGUCCCCUCCCUCAACUUCAACUUCCAACUCUUCCCGCCCUACGAGCCACCGUUGGACACCCGCCAAUUGUACGCCGAUUUCGUCAACCGCGUUCUCAUUUCCCUCUCCGAUUCCCCUAUCCACACGUUUCGCCUCUCUCUCAUUUACCACAAUCACUACCGCUACCAUGUCGACUCCUGGGUUCGAUCCGCCGUCACUCACUUCCGCGCCCGGGAGCUCUACUUCGACUUCUUCAUCAACCAAAAUUUUCACAACGCCGAAGAAGCCGAAACCGAGGAUCACCACAUGUACGAUUUCCCAUUCUCUGUUCUGAGAAAUGGGUGUCAGAAAUUGAGCCUCACGCGGUGUUAUCUCAAUCUGCCGGCGAAUUUGCCCACCAUGCGGUUCGGGUCGAUUGGGUCAAUGGUUCUCGACCACGUUUAUUUGACGGAUCAGAUGGUGGAGGAUUUGAUUCUGGGUUGCCCCAAUUUGGAGGCUUUCGAGAUUCUUGGGUGUCGCGGGCCAAUUCAUUUGAAGAUAUGCAGCAAAAGGCUCAAAAGGCUGCGAAUUGUAUUGGGGUAUUAUUUUCCUGAUGAUCCUGAAAAGAGACAGACAUUGUUGGUUGAUUGCCCUAACAUUUGUUCGAUCAAUUUGGAUCUAUGUUCUUACCUGGUUGAGUUUCGUGCCGAUUUCGUGCACCGAAUCCAUCAGUCAUAUCAUCAGUGGAGUAAGGUUCAUAGGGUUGUAGAACAAGCGCCUAAUCUUAAGAUUCUCAUUGUGCAAAAUUGGUGGUUUAAGGUAAAUUCUUGUACCUCUGUUUUGAUCAAUUGUUGUUUUUGUUGUUUCGAUUUUCGUUAACUUUAAGCAGUUCCUUACUGUUUUACUUCAUUGUGGUAAUUAUGCCCAAAUAUGUUAGCAAUGUGGUUAGUCUAACA